CUUCAACAUGGCUUUCCAUGUGGAGGGACUGGUGGCCAUAGUUGUCUUCUACCUGGCAAUCCUGGCGGUAGGGAUAUGGGCUGCUUGGAAAACCAAGAACACCGGCAGUGAAGGAGAUCGCAGCGAAGCUAUUAUAGUCGGUGGAAGAGACAUUGGUUUGCUAGUUGGUGGAUUUACAAUGACAGCCACAUGGGUUGGAGGAGGUUACAUCAAUGGGACAGCAGAAGCUGUGUACGUCCCAGACUAUGGUCUAGCUUGGGCUCAGGCCCCUAUUGGAUAUUCCCUUAGCCUGAUUUUAGGUGGUCUUUUUUUUGCAAAACCCAUGCGAUCCAAAGGCUAUGUGACAAUGCUGGACCCUUUUCAGCAGCUUUAUGGAAAAAGGAUGGGAGGAUUACUGUUUAUUCCAGCUUUGAUGGGAGAAAUGUUUUGGGCUGCUGCCAUCUUCUCUGCCUUAGGUGCAACUAUAAGUGUGAUCAUUGACAUUAAUGUCAAUAUUUCAGUCAUUAUUUCUGCCCUGAUUGCCACUAUGUACACACUUGUGGGUGGGCUUUAUUCUGUGGCUUACACCGACGUAGUUCAGCUCUUCUGCAUCUUUCUGGGACUGUGGAUCAGUGUCCCCUUUGCCAUGUCCCAUCCUGCAGUAACAGACAUUGGGCUCACAGCUGUGCACCAGGUGUACCAAGCACCUUGGCUUGGAUCUAUCAACUCACUUGACAUUUACACAUGGUUGGACAAUUUCUUUCUACUGACAUUAGGAGGAAUUCCAUGGCAAGCAUAUUUCCAGAGAGUUCUUUCCUCGUCUUCUGCCACAUAUGCUCAAGUUCUGUCAUUCCUGGCUGCUUUUGGCUGUCUUGUGAUGGCUAUUCCUGCAGUACUGAUUGGUGCCAUUGGUGCAUCCACAGCUUGGAACCAGACUGAAUACGGUGUCCCUGACCCCAAGAGCAAAAAAGAAGCAGAUAUGAUUUUACCCAUUGUGCUGCAGUACCUCUGCCCAGUCUACAUCUCGUUCUUUGGCCUCGGUGCUGUAUCUGCUGCUGUGAUGUCGUCUGCUGACUCCUCAAUUUUAUCAGCAAGUUCCAUGUUUGCUCGGAACAUUUACCAGCUUUCCUUUCGGCAAAAUGCUUCAGACAGGGAAAUUGUGUGGGUCAUGAGAAUCACUGUUCUUCUGUUUGGAGCAUCAGCAACAGCAAUGGCACUGCUGGCUUCAUCAGUGUACGGGCUCUGGUACCUCAGCUCCGACCUCGUUUAUAUCAUCAUAUUCCCCCAGCUCCUGUGUGUGUUAUUUAUUAAAGGAACCAACACCUACGGUGCCAUUGCAGGAUACCUCUUUGGCCUUGUCCUCAGAAUAACCGGAGGAGAGCCGUACCUCUACCUUCAGCCCUUGAUCUUCUACCCUGGCUGGUAUCAAGAUGACAACAAUCUCUACAUCCAGCGGUUCCCGUUUAAAACACUUGCUAUGCUGACCUCCUUCUUUACUAAUGUCACAGUCUCCUAUUUAGCCAAAUACCUAUUUGAAAGUGGGACUUUGCCACCAAAGCUGGACUUUCUCGAUGCUGUUGUUGCCAGAUACAGUAGAGAACACAUGGACAAAGCGACUCUUGUAAAAAGUGACAAUAUUGUAUUAAAUGAACUUGCACCUGUGAAUCCACGACACAGUCUAACUUUGAGCUCAACUUUCACAAACAAGGAAGCCUUCAACUACGUUGAUUCAAGUCCAGAACUGUCCAACACUGAAGAUAAUUAAAAAAUCUUGUAGCCACAGGCAAAACAAUGAGAAGGAUAUUCUACAAAGAAUAGUAAGAAGCAUUCUAUCAGAACAAAAGCAAGAACUGGGAAUAAAAUGCCGCUGCACAUUCUUUAAGUUGUUUCUAGGAGCAGGAACACCCUUUGGGAGGAACUCUUUUCUGCUACUAUCUAAUAUGUUGGAUUAGAUCACAGAGUAUUUACUAAAGUAUGCACUCAAUCCCAUUCCUUCCA
Molecule: messenger RNA, 1977 nt
Organism: Prinia subflava (tawny-flanked prinia)
Lineage: Eukaryota; Metazoa; Chordata; Aves; Passeriformes; Cisticolidae
Gene: SLC5A7
Product: solute carrier family 5 member 7
Exons: 8
Coding region: 8-1744 (578 amino acids)
Biological process (GO): acetylcholine biosynthetic process; choline transport; neuromuscular synaptic transmission
Cellular component (GO): synapse; perikaryon; axon
Molecular function (GO): choline:sodium symporter activity
Source: RefSeq, a predicted model, not a curated record